GCCACAAAGAGCAUGGUUUGUUGUUUUAAUUUUGCUUUUUAAACUCUUUGUUAUGGCAUGUGGUUUUAAAAGCGGGCACAGGUUGUUUUGCGGUAUUCCUAGAGCGAUAUGAAAUUAGUAAGUUGGAACAUAAACGGCCUGCGCUCUUUCAAAGCAGGUGUCAAGGGCCUACUGGCAGAACUCGAUGCCGAUAUAAUAUGCUUUCAGGAGACGAAAGCAACCCGCAGCGUUCUGGAAGAGACGUCGGCGAUCGUGGAAGGCUACAGCGCCUUUUUCUCCUUUCCCCGUUACCAAAGCGGGUAUUCGGGAGUGGCCACAUUCUGCAAGGAUGCUUACCGUCCCUUCGCUGCCGAAGAGGGCCUCACCGAACUCUGGACGAGCUCGGAGUGCCCCGAUUCCCUCGGAUGUUACGGCGACACCUCGGACUUUGACAGCAAGCAUAUAUCCUCUGUCGACGGCGAGGGGAGAACAGUGUUGACCCUCCACCACGUUCGGUGCGGUGACAAAGUAAAAAGAAUUGCAGUCAUAAAUGUGUACUGCCCUCGUGCCGACCCUGAAAAGCCCGAGCGAGGUCAAAUAAAAUUGGAUUUCUACGAGCUGCUAAAGCGCCGAGCCACGACCUUGCUCAGAAAUGGAAUAGAAGUGAUCAUUUUGGGCGACUUGAACACUUCCCAUCGCAAGAUUGACCACUGCGAUCCUUCGGAUGACGAGGACUUUGAUUCUAACCCUGGUCGAAUAUGGCUGAGUCAGUUCCUGGAAAACAGCACGACAGUCACUGAAGAUGAGAACAUAGCAGGAAGACCUGGACAGAAUUCGUGUUUCCACGACACGUACCGACACCUGCACCCCACGACGGAAAAAGCGUUCACGUGCUGGAACACGCGAUUGGGUGCACGGCAGACGAACUAUGGGACUCGCAUCGACUACGUCUUUUGCAGCUCAGCCCUCGUCCCAUUCCUGCAAACCGCCGACAUCCUGCCUCACGUCUUGGGCUCGGAUCACUGCCCCGUCGAGGCGGUCUUUCGCUGCGACGGCGUCCCCUCGCCACGGUGCCCAUCCAUGGCCACGAAGUUCUGGCCCGAGUUUGCGGGACGUCAGCAGAGACUCUCCGCAUUCCUGAGCAAGAAGCCCGGCGACCAGGAAGAAGCCGAGAGAGACUGCCGUCCGCAAUCGAGCGAAGAAUGGGAGGACAGUUGCGCAGUAUCUGUCGAACUGCGAAACGGAGGUCCGCCGGUGAAGAAAUCGAAGAACGUGCCCGCUCGGACCACGGACAAAAGCCACAAGACUGCGCAGUCGACUCUGAACCGCUUCUUUGUGUCGUCGAACAAGACAGACGUCGGCGUCUCGAAACAGUCGAGCCGGUCAAGCCACGGACAAGCCAAACUGGGUGACUGUGGCCUGCCAAUGGUCAAUUCGGGAACAAAUGUCAGUGGUGCUCCAGAGCCCGCUCCAAAAAGAGCCGUGGACGUUGCGUGCGCGUGGAAGUCUCUACUUAAGGGUCCGCCUGUUCCUCCUCCUUGCAAGGGCCACGGCGAGCAGUGCGUUCUGAGGACCGUCAAAAAGCCAGGACCAAAUCUGGGACGUCAGUUUUUCGUGUGCGCACGUCCGACGGGAAAGUCUGGGGACGUGAAUGCGAGCUGCGAGUUCUUCCAGUGGGUGAACCCCGCCAAAUCGAAGCAAAGGACACCGGCUUCAAGCAACAACUAGCUGCUAAGCAUUCAGAGGUGUGUUGCGGGAGUGUCUUUCGCAGUAAUUUCUCAACCGCUGACCUUAUUAUAUUUAAAAGGCUCAACAGACCUUAUUAUAUUUAUUAAAAACCUUUUUGCAUUUUCAGGCUGGUGUAGGAUCAUACAGUCAUAAAUGUUUCUUAUCCAAAUGAGGAGCUUUUACAGGGUGUUUUGCCCUGUCCAUGAAACCCUUCUUUUGUAUGCAUUUUUAGAUUUGUGUUGACACAGUCACCUGUAUAAAUUUGUUUUAUGUGCCACUAAAGGCAAUUGGUGAAUAAGAAACUUCAAAAUAUUGCCAUCUCUGACAUCCCUUGUAGCUCGCAAUUUUUUUAAAUGUUUACAUAGGUCGUUUUAACAUUGGGUGGCUUGAAAGAAAAGUGAUUAAUUAAUAUCCUUGAUCACCAAACCUUUUGGCAAUUGUUGAAGUCGGUCUGGCCUGAACUAGUAGUGCAUAGCACACUUUAAAGUGCAACAUGAACCCUCAAACUAAUAGUGGAUAAAAGAAGUUAAUUAGCAAUACAGUGAUCUGAUUGCGACAUCUAUGCUACCACUAAAGAUCUGUUGUACCUGGUCAAAUAUCAGUG
Molecule: messenger RNA, 2311 nt
Organism: Ixodes scapularis (black-legged tick)
Lineage: Eukaryota; Metazoa; Arthropoda; Arachnida; Ixodida; Ixodidae
Product: DNA-(apurinic or apyrimidinic site) endonuclease 2
Exons: 6
Coding region: 109-1707 (532 amino acids)
Biological process (GO): base-excision repair
Cellular component (GO): nucleus
Molecular function (GO): double-stranded DNA 3'-5' DNA exonuclease activity; zinc ion binding; DNA-(apurinic or apyrimidinic site) endonuclease activity
Source: RefSeq, a predicted model, not a curated record